This is a messenger RNA of Macrobrachium nipponense, 1187 nucleotides long. RefSeq names its product myosin regulatory light chain 2. The transcript has a single exon. The record is from RefSeq and is a predicted model, not a curated record. Gene Ontology annotation, molecular function: calcium ion binding; myosin heavy chain binding. Gene Ontology annotation, biological process: post-embryonic development; locomotion. NCBI's taxonomy places the organism in Eukaryota, Metazoa, Arthropoda, Malacostraca, Decapoda, Palaemonidae. The coding region runs from base 153 to 689 and encodes 178 amino acids. Gene Ontology annotation, cellular component: cytoplasm; myosin II complex.
UGGUUGGGCUUCGGGCCGGUGUCCGCCCUUGUGUAGUCGUCGUCGCCGCUUGUGCGCCGUCGUCGUCUUCCGCCUCCUCUCUUGAUCCUCGUCCUCCUCCUCCAGUAGGAGUAGCUGAAGGCAGCAGAAGCAGCCCUAGAAGCACCACAACCAUGUCCCGCAAGUCAGGCUCUCGCUCCUCCUCGAAGAAGUCGAAGAAGUCAGGAGGAGGAAGCAAUGUCUUCGACAUGUUCACGCAGAGGCAGGUGGCCGAGUUCAAGGAGGGCUUCCAGCUGAUGGAUCGCGACAAGGACGGCGUCAUCGGCAAGAGUGACCUGCGCGCCACCUUCGACGAGAUCGGCCGCAUCGCCACUGACCAGGAGCUGGACGACAUGUUGGGCGACGCCCCAGGACCCAUCAACUUCACCAUGCUGCUCAACAUGUUCGCCGAGAGACAGACGGGCGAAGCCGACGACGACGACGUCGUGGCGAAAGCGUUCUUGGCCUUCGCCGACGACACCGGCCUCAUGGACUGUGAUACCUUUCGCCACGCCCUCAUGACCUGGGGCGACAAGUUCUCCUCGCAAGAGGCCGACGACGCGCUCGACCAGAUGGACAUCGACGACGCUGGCAAGAUCGACGUCAACGGCGUCAUUCAGAUGCUGACCGCCGGCGGUACUGACGAUGCUGCAGCGGAAGAAACGGCCUAAGCAUUCUCAUUUACUUUCCUUUACUUUUUCUUUGAUUCAUCCAUUUGAUCUUUAUCUAUUUUUUCUUAAUCUGUUUGCCGACUUUCCCCUCCACCCCUACCCUCUUUCCCUUCGCUACCGUCCCCUCCCCUCCCCUCCCCUUUCUUCCUUAUUCCCCUCAUCCAAAUUUUUCACAUUUCUCUUCUUCCUAUCUGUUCCCCGAGGAAAAAGACACAUCUACUACUACGGUUCUCCGUCAGCCGCCGCUUAUCGAAGCUCACGACACCGCCGGAAGGAAGCGAAGAAUGGCCGCUCAAACAAUAAUCGUCACGAGAGUGAGAGAUAAAAGAGAGAAAAAUUAAAAGACAAAAAAAACAGGUGUUCACGAGACUUUUCUUCCAGAAUAGUGCUACAACAGAACGCAAAAUGAGAACAGGAAAAAGCACAACAUCUAGAACUAGUGUUAUGAGUUCAUUGUUGACCAAAAAUGUCCAUAAAUAAAGUCUACGUUGGUAUAUA